CUCGUGCUCAUUAUCGGCCAUGUCUUCCCAACUAUCUCGGUCGCAACGCUUAAUGAUCAUUAUAGGCAUAUCGUUCUCAUUCUUCGUUGCCGAGAUUUCAGUUGGCUUUUAUACUCACUCUCUCGCCCUCGUCGCUGAUGCAUUUCACUAUGUAUGUCCAGAUCUACGGAUCAACUUGCCUAGAUUUGAUAGCUAAACUACCUUCUACAAGAUGAAUGAUUUAGUUGGGUUUAUCGUUGCCCUUAUUGCGCUCAGGGUAAAUCAGCUCCAACUCCCACCGAUUAUAUUCACUUACGCGCUCGAUCCAGAUCUCGCAACGUGACAACACCCCUAAAGCGCUGUCAUUUGGUUGGCAAAGGGCACAGCUUCUAGGCGCCUUCUUCAAUGGCGUUUUUCUCUUAGCACUCGGUGUCAGCAUCUUUCUACAAUCAAUAGAGCGAUUUGUGUCACUACAAAAGGUCGAAAAUCCAAUGCUAAUUUUAAUAAUGGGAUGUGUUGGUCUUACCCUGAACAUCAUCAGCGUUACAUUCCUCCAUGAACAUGACCACGACCACGAAGGCACAAACGAGCUUCCAGCUGCUACUGGAACUGAUAACAACAUCGACCUUUCUACGCUGCAAGACACAACGCAUCCCCAUCAAGAUCAUCGCCAUCAAGUAAUCGAACCCAAAGGAAAAGGCCACGAUCUUGGUAUGAUGGGUGUCCUAGUACACUUGAUUGGAGAUGCCAUCAACAAUGUCGGUGUUAUUAUUGCAGCUGCGGUGAUAUGGAAAGCCAAAUACGAAGGGAGAUUCUACGCCGAUCCUGGGGUUAGUAUGGGUAUCGCCAUAAUGAUCCUGCUUUCAGCAUUACCUCUUGUCAAAAAUAGCGGUACGAUCUUGCUCGAGAGCGUGCCGCUCGGCGUUAAUCUUGAUGAUGUAAAACACGAUCUCGAAAAGGUUGAAGGAGUGGUAUCUAUACACGAGUUGCACGCGUGGCGUCUGAGUCAGAACAAGGCUCUGGCAUCGGCUCAUGUCCUUACUUCUGACGAUUCGCUCACAAGUUUUAUGAAUCAGGCACGGCUCAUCAACCAGUGCCUGCAUGCUUAUGGAAUUCAUUCUACUACGCUACAACCCGAGCUCGCAACGUCUAUCGGAGGCGACGGUGGUAGAGAAUUGCAUGGUCUGCGUCAGCGAACAGUCAAAACAGCCAGUUGUCAAAUCAGUUGCGGAAGUCUCUGCGAAGACUUGACAUGUUGUGGCUAAGGGGAUUAGGCCGUCGCUUCACACAGAAUGUCCACAUCAUGUGCAUGGCAAGUGCGGAGAGAGCAAUCAUUAAGGUCGGUAGAAUGUGUAAAAUAACAAUGUAUACUGAGCUCCUGAAGAA
Exophiala oligosperma is the source of this 1365-nucleotide messenger RNA. RefSeq lists its product as hypothetical. The transcript has 7 exons. Gene Ontology annotation, biological process: zinc ion transmembrane transport; intracellular zinc ion homeostasis. Gene Ontology annotation, molecular function: zinc ion transmembrane transporter activity. The coding region runs from base 471 to 1244 and encodes 257 amino acids. The record is from RefSeq and is a predicted model, not a curated record. Gene Ontology annotation, cellular component: membrane. NCBI's taxonomy places the organism in Eukaryota, Fungi, Ascomycota, Eurotiomycetes, Chaetothyriales, Herpotrichiellaceae.